Messenger RNA from Fulvia fulva, 2781 nucleotides. RefSeq lists its product as uncharacterized. Gene Ontology annotation, molecular function: DNA binding. Gene Ontology annotation, cellular component: nucleus. Lineage: Eukaryota; Fungi; Ascomycota; Dothideomycetes; Mycosphaerellales; Mycosphaerellaceae. The transcript has a single exon. The coding region runs from base 1 to 2781 and encodes 926 amino acids. The record is from RefSeq and is a predicted model, not a curated record.
AUGUCGCCCAUGCUCAACUGGCCAAAUGACCACGACGCAGCUCUGCCACAAACCCAAUGUGCAACCAAUAUGGACGAGCCUCGCCGCCGUCGCAAACACGACGACCGCGACCGAGAGUCGAAGUCGUCCUCGCUGAGGGAGCAUAAGCACCGAUCGUCGAAGAAGAGUUCGAGCAAGCAGCUCUCUAGCGAAAGUCUGGAUCGGGAGUCCCGCAGGUCAGCCACCUCCCACAGUCAGAGGGCGGCGGGUAGCAGGACGUCCCUCCGGGAGUCUGUAAGGGAAUCACCUCGCAAAAGCAGUGGUCUUCCUGAAAUGGACCGUCGUCCAAGCGGUGCAAGCGGUGAAGUGAGAUCGCAGACGUCAUAUCCCUCCUUCAGCAAAGCACACAGCAGAGAGGCCGUAGGCAGCAGAGAGGAUGUCAAGGCUUCACGACACACGCCAGACACAGCAGAUCUGGCCGAUGACAUUCCCAGGCGGAGGAACUCUUCUCCUGCGAAAGCGGCACCAGCACCCUCACGAGCGCCUCCCAGCCCACCACUCACUGAAGACGACCCCGACAUCAGGCGCUCUGGGAGCGGCAAGAGCAUGCGAGAGACCGCGGAGGACGUGAAAGCUAGGAUGGAGCAUAGCAGGCGUAGCAAUGACAGCCCGCGCAGCAAUGGUAUGCAGAGCGCGAAGUCUGGCGCGAGUCUGCGGAAAGAGGCACGCUUUCAGGAAUCCGAGAUCUCGAGCAUGCCAGGCGCAUUCCCAGAGGACGAAGGCAAAUCUACACCAAACAGCAGCUAUCGCAGGACAGAGUCGACAGCUGCAUCUCAGCCUCCUUCCACCCUCACCGAGGAUACCACAGACUCCGACGCGACAUCAAUCGCGCCAGAUCGCAAACCCAGCCGUGCGCAAAGGCGGCCUCCGAAUCUUGCAACGAACGAUUCUCCUUCAUCUUUCGAUGAUUCGCAACCAAAGACACCCGUUCAGGACUAUGCGCCAUUCUCGGCAGGAGCGCGGGCCACACCCAUCAUCGAUGUUGGUAUCGCGAACAAAGCUGUGCCGCAUUCCAUGAAGACGCCAAUGACUGCGAGACAAGUACCUCUGCCACCACCUCCACCUCCACCGCCGAUAUCCGGACCGAAAGAGGCACCAAGAGUUGAUUACCUGCUCAAGUAUGGCGGUUUGCCGACUCCUGUGCCCAAGAGGUUGGUUCAGUCACCUGCGCCGAUUCAGCAGUACAAUGUAUACCAGUCACCAGCUCUCGCUUCAGCAGCUCCACUCGAAGAGUACGCCAAGGUCUUCUCUACUGUGCAUAAGAGGUUGGAUGACUACCUUCAUGUCAUACACAGCAAUGGCUCUCUGGCAGUUGCUACUGGGUACAAGUCAGUCGCCCGCAGAUUGUUGGAUAAGCUAUCACAGGUGUUCGCGCGAGACAUUUCUUCACAACGAUGCGACUGCGUAGUAUGCAAGACUACUCCACAACCGCACAUGUCGGACGAGGAAGAGAAUGGCGUGAGUUGGGGAGAAAUACUUGAGUUUGUGGCUGGUCGUCGAGAGCUACCGCAAUGGCCGCCAUUCUCGAUACAGCCUGACGAGAGUGGGUUGGGCAUAUCAGGCGCAACGGCUGCACCUAUGCAAAAGCUCGACAUUGAUGUUCCCGAAGAGUACCGAGAUCACUACAUUCGGCAGAAUCAGAAGACGAAGAGAGCCGUACAGAGUUGGCUAUCACAGCAGCCGGAAGUGCCAUCGAGCCCGCCCGAAGAAGCUGAUGAAGACACGCUUAUGUUUGCGAUGAUGACAAAGUUGACAGUACAGCAGAGGAAUCUCUUCAUCGCUCUGAUGCACGGACAAAGUUUCAUCUCCGAAGCAAGGGCGCCGACACCUGCAGAACGACCAUCUGCUGCAUCCAACGCCCUGCGGCGCGCGAAGAAAGCUCUCCAGCGGCUAUACAGGCUAGAACGACCACCACGGGAUUGCGAGGCUGCUAUGUACUUGCUGAACAAUCCUCAUUUGCAUGGGAUGCUUGCAACUCUUGCUGAAGUGAACGAAGCAGAGUGGGACAUCUUGAUAUCUGGCAGAUUCGACGGCUUCCUCUGGUCUGGCGCAGAAGCACCGUUUCCACCUUCAGCAUCACAAUGGGGAUCGCAAAGAGCACCUUCGCGCGGAGCUAUGGGCGGUCCACAGUCACGUAACACAACACCUUUCAGCGGGUUCAACGCAGUACCCUCGCGGAAUCCAACCCCUUUCAGUGGAAUCAGCCCGGAUGGCAUACCAAUGCCUUCGAUGUUCCCAUCUCGUGGACCUACACCUGGGCCCAACGGCAUGGGAGUCGCGCCGCCUGCGCCAGUCCAGCUGGACGAGGACACUGAGAUCGCAGUCGCGGCUGAGCUGGAACGAAACCUAUUCCUGGAUAUGGAGCGUCUGGAAGAUGCCUUUGAGAUCUUGCACGGUCGCGCCGAGCUUGUGCGACAAAUGCUGCGCGAACGAUCAGCGGGUCUUUCAGCUCAGGCACAGCUUCGUCGUGGCAGUGGCUUUGGUGAUCCUGUUGGUGUGAGGUUGGACACGCCUGCUAGCGGCGUUACAGACUUCGAAGAGGAAGAGGAUGAUGGUCUGGGCGAUACUGCCAGUCUGGCUCCCGAUGAUUCUGCCAGCCAGAUCAGUGUCAAUCGAAGACAUCGACAUAGGAGGGAACGCAAGACCCCGAACCCGGAGACUGUGCCUGAGGAGAACGAGAGUGUUUUUGAAGAACACGAAAGGACGAGGAAGGAAAGGAGUGGGAGACGGUCGAGAUAUUGA